CCUCCCUCAGUUGAGGACUGAUCCCGGAACAGAACGGACGGUGAAACCUUUUCUCCUUCCCGGUAAAACAAGCGGAACUUAAAAUGCGAGGUCUCGGUGCGCAGAGCUCGGUUCUGGCUCUCCUGAUGAUAAGCCUUCACGCCGCUGCACCACGGAUUCACUCUCUGAAGUAUCUCUUCACUGCGACCUCUGGAGUCCCAAACUUCCCAGAGUUUGUGUCUGUUGGGCUGGUGGAUGAAGUAGAGAUUUAUCACUAUGACAGUAACACCAGGAGAGCAGAAUUCAGACAGAACUGGAUGAGCAGAGUCACAGAGGAGGAUCCUCAGUACUGGGAGAGGGGGACUAAGAUCCUUAUGGGCCACCAGCAGGUCUUCAAAGCCAACAUUGAAACAGUAAAACAACGCUUCAACCAAACUGGAGGUGUCCACAUUUACCAGAGGAUGUACAGCUGUGAAUGGGAUGAUGAGACCAACAAGGUUAAGGGUUAUGAUCAGCAUGGUUAUGAUGGAGAAGACUUCAUAUCAUUUGACCUGCAGACAGAGCAGUGGAUUGCUCCUAAACCGCAGGCUGUCAUCACCAAACACAAGUGGGAUAAUGACAGAGCUCUGAUAGCACAUAAGAAGAACCACCUGACUCAUUUGUGUCCCGAGUGGCUGAAGAAGUACGGGAGGAGCUCUCUGACGAGAACCGAGCGUCCCUCAGUGUCUCUCCUCCAGAAGACUCCCUCCUCUCCAGUCAGCUGCCACGCUACAGGUUUCUACCCCGACAGCGCCACCCUCUUCUGGAGGAAAGAUGGAGAGGAGCUCCAUGAGGACGUGGACCUCGGAGAGAUCCUCCCCAACCACGACGGGACCUUCCAGAUGAGGGUUGACCUGAAACUGUCCUCCGUCCCUACUGAAGACUGGAGGAGGUACGAGUGUGUGUUCCAGCUGUCUGGUGUGGACGAGGACAUGGUCACCAAACUGGACAAGACCAGGUCCAACACGGAGAAACCUGCUGGCUUCACCUUCAUCAUCAUCAUCGCUGCUGUGGCUGUUCUUGGCCUCAUCGCUGCUGUGGUUGGAUUCUUGGUGUAUAAGAGAAAUAGGAACGCCAAACGCUCUUCAGACAAACUCCGUUCUUCUAUUGAAGGCUCUGAGCUCGCUGAGGAACUGAAUCCUAAAGCUUGAAGUCAGCGUCCUGCACACAGUGAGUAGCUCCACGUGGGACAUGAACUAUUCCCAGCUGCUGCUUCACAAAGCUUCCCUCAGUAUGAGCACAAGGAGCUUCUCAUGUAAAGACACUCUUUGACUUUUUCUACAACAAAGAUAUGAGAGAUUAUUAAGAGAAAGACACACAAAGCUUCACAUCAGCUCCUCAGAUAAAGUCUGUGUGGUGGCGGGCGUGGUUUCGGCUCGGCUGCCGAGGAGGAGAGAGGGGGAGUGGCUCGGGGAAUGGUGACAGCUGGAGGUGAUGAACCUCCAGCUGAGGCCAAUUGAGGAAAUGCUUCCCUGUAUUUAAGAGGGAGACUGGAGCGAGUGGGAGAAGUGUGGGGGCGAGAGCAAGCCGGAGAAAUAAUAAAGACCAUUACCAACGGUGAACAGGUGUCUGUGGGUCAUUACGUUCCCCCCUAGUAACCCAGCUGUUACAGUCUGAUAUUUAAAGCUCUUACAUUAACUUCUAGGAACUCACUAACACAUCUUUAUCCAAAUGGAGUCAAAGUAGUUUGUGGUAAAUUAUUUAGUUUUCUCUUUGUUACGAGUGUGUUCAUCUCAAACUAAUCCACCAGAUUUACUCUUUGAUGCUUCUGCUGUUUGGGUUUCUGGUUGAAUCAUGU
Molecule: messenger RNA, 1816 nt
Organism: Pungitius pungitius (ninespine stickleback)
Lineage: Eukaryota; Metazoa; Chordata; Actinopteri; Perciformes; Gasterosteidae
Product: H-2 class I histocompatibility antigen, K-K alpha chain-like
Exons: 6
Coding region: 84-1169 (361 amino acids)
Biological process (GO): immune response
Cellular component (GO): external side of plasma membrane
Source: RefSeq, a predicted model, not a curated record